Messenger RNA from Fusarium sp. VM40, 1395 nucleotides. The record is from the annotation of a GenBank genome assembly. NCBI's taxonomy places the organism in Eukaryota, Fungi, Ascomycota, Sordariomycetes, Hypocreales, Nectriaceae.
AUGCCAGACAUCGACCCCGCGGCUUUGAGCCGUCCAUCUGUCAGCCUCACGACUCCUAUUCUAUCCAACAAGACACUUGCAGGCUCUCUAUCUGGCGUGCCAAAGAUUGCGAAGUCGAGUCAGAUCAUCCCUGCACGAAUUGACCUGGAACCGCUAUAUACUGCGCUCAAGGCCGCCGUUGGCAACGAGAAAUGGGCGAUAUAUAAGGAAUCUACCAGCGAGUUCCUAACAGGACGCUUAAAUCAGGCUGAAUACUCGGAACGAAUAGACCCUAUCCUCGCGGGUCCAGGCGACAAAGAACACUUACAUAACAACCUUAUCGCCGCUAUAUAUGGAAAUGUUACUCGAGAGAUGCCUGACCAAGGACUGGCGCCUUGGGUCAGCGCUAACGACAAGCCUGCGGCGACGACGGGAACUAAGCCAGUAUCAGGGGAUGCUGCUGAACGGAGGCUGAAGGGAGAUGUUAUGCAAUUACCAACACGAGAUCGUAGGCGCAUCAAGGAUCUGGUUCAGAACGAUGUUGGUAUUUCCGAAUUACCUCCAGUUUACUUGCUAACCGAUUACAAGUGGGAUCCGCACGAGAGCAUAUCGAAUGUAUUUGCAGACACACAUCGCAAGCCUUCCACGGUGACUGAUGCCACCCCAACAGUUGGGGGUAUCAACAACAUGAAUUUCGACUUGGAGAUUCGAAAACGAUAUGCCCAACCCCUAGCGAUCGAAUCCGGAGAAUUCCCCGACAUCAAUAUGAUUUCAGGCCGAAUGCUUCCCUCAUGCUACGAGGCAGGACUGGUCAAUGGCCACACAACAGAUGCUCCUCAAUUCAUGUCGGUGGCCGUGGAAACUUUCAUUAAAGAAGUCCUCACGCAAGUGUUCAGUCGCACAAGGAGUAACGGGCCUGGCGAUUCGGGCAGCGCUGGAUUCGGUGUCGGAACAACAUGGAUUCAGACGCAAAAGUACAAGAGACAACUGGAAUAUGAAGAAGAAGCUGCGAUGCGGGGCGAGGUUGCCCGAGAUAAGGGUGGACUUCUCCCGAUCGAGUCCAAGGCUGCAAGUGAACGAGGUCCUCUGGGAAUGUCUGACCUUCGUCUGUCCUUGGAGAUGUCUGAAACAGGGAUGGCCCAGUUCCCCGUAUUGAUGACCCAAGUGAUAUACGGCUACCGAGAAGGUGAGUUGGAGAAUUGGGACGACUACACUUGGGUCUACGACCAGGCACCUCCAAGAACCACAGAGGAAAGGCAUGGCCCAGAGGUAAACGGAGGACAUGUUUACGAACUUCCCAAUGGGCAUCCUGAUGCUAUGGAUAUCGACACCGAAGCCUGGUGGGAAGGCGCAGAGAGCCAGGAUGCCGACAUGCUUGAUAGCGUUCUGGACUCGUGCCUCGCGGCAGGAUCUUAG